Messenger RNA from Silurus meridionalis, 4708 nucleotides. RefSeq names its product calcium-activated chloride channel regulator 1-like. The transcript has 16 exons. The record is from RefSeq and is a predicted model, not a curated record. The coding region runs from base 227 to 2770 and encodes 847 amino acids. NCBI's taxonomy places the organism in Eukaryota, Metazoa, Chordata, Actinopteri, Siluriformes, Siluridae.
CUGUGUCUCUGAGUACACCAGCAAAUACAAAUACUGUGGCAAUACAAAUAAGAGGACAGUGGAGGAAGCACAGGACCUCGGGGAAAUAUUUGAUUGAAAUAAAAAAAAACACCGCUGACGGACUUCCUUGUGGUCAUGACUGGAUGGAAAUGGGUACACCGAUAUUCUUAUAGUCAUCAACCCAGCUGUGCCAGAGAAUGAAGACAUUAUAAAUCAAACCAAGGGAAUGAUUACUCAUGGAUCAGAAUAUCUGUUUCAAGCUUUAGACAACAAGGUGUUCAUCAAGGAGGUGAAAAUACUUGUACCACCAAACUGGACAAAGGGAAAGUAUGAAAAAGCAAAAACAGAAACCUUUAAUAAGGGUAAAAUAAGAAUUGACAACCCACAUCCUGCAUUUGGUGAUGAUCCAUACACUCACCAAACGAAAGGUUGUGGAAAUGAAGGUGAAUACAUACAUUUCACCCCAAACUUCUUGUUAAACAACAAUCUUCUAAAAGGAUAUGGACCUAGAGGAAGGGUUUUUGUACAUGAAUGGGCUCAACUCAGAUGGGGGGUAUUUCAUGAAUAUAAUAAGAAAAAGCCCUUUUAUGUGUCUGCUGGCCAGAUUCUACCAACAAGGUGUACUGAUAAGAUUUCUGGCCAGUGGUAUGAAAUUGUUAAUCAAAGACCUCGACCUUGUGAGUUUGAUUCAGAUGGCCUACCCGCAUCCAACUGUGAAUUCCUUCCAGACGCCAUGCAAAGUGCCAAUGCCUCAAUAAUGUACAUGCCAAGCAUAGAUUCUGUAAGAGCAUUUUGUCAAGAAGAGGACCACAACAAUGAGGCCCCCAAUGAACAGAAUGAAAAAUGUUCAAAAGCAACACGUACAGUAAUCUUUCAGGACUCGGUAGACAAAGAUGCCCUUCGAAUUUUAAAGCCUCUUUCAGUUGUUCCACCACCUCCAACAUUUAAAGUCAUACAAAGAGGACCUCGAGUCGUCUGUCUUGUCCUUGAUGUCUCAGGAAGCAUGGGUGGGCCAAGAAUAACACUACAAAGGCAAGCAGCUACCGUUUUUUUAAACCAGAUUAUAGAAGAACAACAAUUUGUGGGUAUUGUGACUUUUAGUUCUGAAGCUCAAAUUCUAAGCCCACUGACAAUAAUAGAUGGACAAGCCUCAAGAGACAAUCUAAUUAGGAAGUUGCCCACGAUUGCAAGUGGAGGGACAUAUAUUUGUAAAGGACUCAGAAAAGGAUUUGAGGUUCUUCAAACAGAUGAUGGAAAAACAAUUGGAGAUGAAAUAAUUUUAUUGACAGAUGGGGAAGCAAGUGAUAAUGUUCAGGACUGUUUGCCAGAAGCUAUUCAAAGUGGUGCAGUAAUGAACACUAUAGCAUUUGGUCCAAACGCAGACAAUGUACUAAGGACCAUGGCAGAUCAAACAGAUGGCAAGUUUAUAGUUGCCGAAGUGUCUAUACUUUCCACCCAACUUGUGGAUGGCUUUUCCUCAUUGACAAUGUCUGAUGGAAAUUCCUUCACACAGCCAAUACAGAUUGAAAGCACUGGAAAGAGUGUUAAGGACUGGUUCAAUGGAACAGUUCCCAUUGACCGAACUGUGGGAAACCGCACCACCUUUACAAUAAUUUAUGGAAUGAGUGCACCCAUUGUGAAUAUCGUGUCACCAAGUGGUUUGGUUUACAAGCAAACAAACACAACUGACAUUGCUUACACAAUCACUUUAACUGUUCCAGGAACAGCAGAGACAGGUGAAUGGAAAUACAGCUUCUUCAAUAAAGGAGCCACUGUUCAGCAAAUGAGUUUAUUAGUAAUUAGUCGGGCAGCUCAUAAAGAUGUUCACCCAGUCACUGUUACAGCCAGAAUGAACCAGCAGACCAGUGAUGGCACCAAACCAAUGGUUGUGUUGGCUGAGGUCAGUCAGAAUUAUAAUCCUGUGUUGGGUGCCAGUGUUUGGGCAAACCUGGAGUCAGAUACUGGGCACUCAGAAAGACUUCAGCUUCUUGAUAAUGGUGCAGGAGCUGAUGCAUUCAAAGAAGAUGGCGUCUAUUCAAGAUAUUUCACAACGUUAAAACGUGGAAAAUACAGUCUGAAAGUGAGAGUGGAAAAUCAACAUGGAGAAGGGCAGUUUUCUCCUGACAGUUACAGUGGUGCUCUUUAUGUAGCUGGAUAUAUUGUGGAUGGUAAAGUGGAAUUAAACCCUCCGAAGCCCCCAGUAAAUGUGCAGCCAGUGGAUGUGGGCAACUUCACCAGAACAGUAACUGGGGAGAGUUUUGUGGUGGACAGAGAUGCGCCUCCAAACUUCCCUCCAAACAAGAUUACAGACCUACGUGCAGAAAUCCAGGAAGACACUGUGCUUCUCAACUGGACAGCCCCUGGUGAGGAUUUUGACCAGGGAACAGCUAAAUCCUAUGACAUCAGAUGGAGUGAAGAUUUGAAGAUGCUUCAAAACAACUUCAGUAGCAAUUAUCUGGUCAACACUUCAUCACUUCUGCCUCAAGUGUCAGGCUCAGCUGAACAGUACACUUUCCAGCCUAAUAUUACAAUUCAAAAUGGCACCACACUUUUCUUUGCUAUUCAGUCAUUGGACAAACAAUUAGCCAAGUCUGAGGUAUCCAACAUUGCUCGAGCAACAAAGUAUGUCCCAAAUCCCAAAUUUUCACCCAUAUCAAAACCAGGCCUGGGUCUACCUGCUAUUGUUGUGUCAGUCUUUCUGGUCAUUAUUAUGCCAUGCUUCAUAUUUGUGGUCAUAACAAGGGCACUGAAACGAAAAAAACAAACAUAAUUGAUGCUUAGGACAUGGUUUAACAUUGUUUAAAGUCUACAUGAACAUUUCAACUUUAAACAAACCGAUUUACUGCUCAUACUGCUUUAGUGUCUCUUCUGACACUCUUCAAAACUAGAUUGAUUCCCACUGGUAUAAUAUCACAGAAAACUCCAAAUUAGAUUGCCAUAAAUGCAGACUAAAUCUAAGUCGAUUUUUUUUUUGCCAUUAAAAUCCUGCUUUACUGCCAGAUUUAUGUUAUGUGAGCAUUUAAGUACAACAUAAGAAAUGUGCCCAAGCUGGAUUAUCACUCAUAUUAUAUAUUUAGAGCUCAGGAUGCUAUAAACUGAAGUUCAUAAGCAGUGGUAAGCACGAAUUAAUACUAAUAAAUAUUAAUUAAAACCAUAAGCAUCUACAGAUGAAAAAAGUAAAAAAAAAGGAAACAGGUCAGUGCCUUUUUUCAUUUAUUUAUCGACCCAAAGUAAACUGCAAACUGUGUUCUGUGAAAAUGACCCAACACAAUUCCAACACUCCUUUUUCCCCACAAUUCCGACUCCUGUUCAAUGGCAUGAGUGAGACUGUUCUUUUAUUCUACAGUGAUGAUCUGUGAAAUUAUUUGCUGAUGUAUCAUAGAAAGUUGAUCUAUUUCUCUUUUUUGUUUUGAUACACAUGUGGUGUCUUCCAUUUUCCUGUUUAAUGCUCUGUAUUUCUUGACUGAUCAUAUACAUAUAAUGUGCAUAUUAGUUAGUAUUUUAAGAAUUUGUCAAAUCAAUUAGUCUGAAAUCUGUUGUAAACAGUAUACAAUGUGUCCAUGUUUUAAUGUUUAGAAAAGAUCUAAAAUCUAAAAAUGUCUUCCAUAUCUGUAAGUUAAAAGUAUCGUUUACUACACACACACACACACACACACACACAUGCACACGCACACACAAACAUUAUAUAGAGUGCAUUCAGAAAAUAUUCAAAUUUCCUUUCACUUUUUUCUGACAUUACAAUUGUUUCAAAUUUUGUUCUCAUUAAUCUACACUUAAUACCCCAUAAUAAAAAUGUGAAAACAGAAUUCUAGAAAUGUCUAAUUCAAAUUAUUAUUAUUAUUAUUUUUGUUUUGUUUGUUUGUUUUGUUUAAUGUUGAAUAUUUUAUGGUGAGAAAACUUAUUCGCAAGUGCAAAAAUAAACAUUCAAGGGAGUUGUUAAUCUUCACAGGCGUGGACAUCACAGCCAUUUAAGACUUUACAGGCCUAACUUAGCAAUAAUGUUAAAUGUGAACAUUCAUGAGAUUACAUUAGAAAAGACUAAACAAUUAGGGUUUGUUUGAAAGAGUUGGAAGGAGAAGGCCUCCACUAUCAGGGUCUGGACAACUUGGGUUGUUUCUUGCUUUGACCACCAGAUGUCACCACUUGCCCCUACUACCUAUGUGUCCCCUGUCCAAUAACUGUUUAAUGUUUCCCAACUGCUCCUCGUUUUCUUUUUGAAUUUAAGUUACCCCUUUUGCUUUGGUUUUUGUCUUGUCUCCUCCAAGUCUCUUGGUGUGUAUGAUCGUUUAACUUUUUUCCUCAUCUCUUUUAAGUCUCUGUGUAAGUGUUUGUGGGUUCUGAUGUUUUGUUGUACCCUUUUCGACUGCCUUAUUUGCUGUGUUUUCCCGAGUCUCUAACUCCUUGUGUUGUGUUUUUCCUGUGUACCUUGUUCUCAAGUUCCCUCUGGUUUAUUUCCUUUUAUUGUUUAGCAGUUAUUCACUUGUUUUGAGUUGGUCUGUCUGGUGUGCCUCCUGUCCCAAGUUUUACCUGUUCAAGUAUAUUUUUGUGCUAGUUAGUUUUUUCUGCUAGUGUUCUUUCUGUGUAGAGAAACUUUUAUUAUUAUCUUGAUCACCUUUUCUGAGCCUCUUGUUUUCCCUGUUUGAGUGCAUUUGUUUGUUCUGUUUUGAGAGUUUUUACUAUUAUAAUUAAACCCACUCUGAUUUUUGGU